CGAGCCGCUGUCAGUCGGGCUCACGCACGCUGAACACCGUCCUCCUCUCCGGCUCCCUGUCUGCCGAGACCUCCGUCAUAUUGGCUGCUAGAGGCAGCUGCGACCACGGCAGGAGCGGAGACCCCUACCAUGGCGAGGAACGGGCUUCUGCGGCACUCAAAGAACAACUGAGCUCAGUUAUCAUUGGACUGGUGUUCAACGGAUUGACGUGGGACUAUUCGGGAUGGUACCUCCAAGUAUCCGCGAACCUCUCGUGCUUUCAUCCGACACCGUGGUCCGCAGAGGGGAUAUGUGCCUGACUUCUCUUAAUAGCCAUUUUCUGCAGACAAAGAGAGCUGUUGAAUAGGCUUCCACAAGGCAUCCGGGUCCCAGGGGCUCCUGUUGAUAAGCAAGUGGGCAACAUGUGGAGCAACCUGAAGAACAAAUGCCAGACACUGUUCCAAAACAACAGUUCAGGACUCAGUGAGACCAGGGUUGAGGCAGAUGCUGUCCCCUGUGUGGUGGAUCUUUGCCAAGGAGGCAGCUCAGGUGAUGCACAUGCAUCAGGAGCCUCCAGCCCAACACGGAGCCUCCUACCAGUGCCAAUGGUAACAUCAGGGCGCCGCCAUCACAACUGUGUGUCGGACAUCCCUCAGAUAGUAGAGAUAAGUAUGGACAAGGACUCAGAGGAUGUGCGAGGUGGGUCGGGGGCUGUUCCCCAUGCAAGGAGAGACUCCUAUUCCCGUCAUGCUCCAUGGGGGGGCAAGAAAAAACACUCAUGUUCCACAAAAACCCAGAGCUCUCUGGAAGCAGAUAGGCGUUCUGGGCGUUUACGGGGGAGUGGGAACCGUAGGGAAAGGCGUUAUGGAGUCAGCUCCCUCCAGGAGAUGAGUGACUCUGGAGGACGCAGUCUAAAUUCCCGGUCUUUGCGUCAACGGCUAAGUGAUACAGUGGGACUGUGCUUACCCCUACCUACUCGUAGACGCUCCCGUUCAUCAAAGAACCCUGUCACCUCUAAACGUAAGAUUCACCUUACAGAGCUCAUGCUAGAAACGUGCCCCUUCCCACCUGGCUCAGACCUUGCUCACAAGUGGCACUUGAUCAAGCAACACACAGCACCGGUCAGCCCGCAUUCCUCCACUGCCCUGCUUGAUGCCUUUGACCCGGCCCAGACCUCUCCUGAGGAUGAAGAGGAACGCCUACGUGAGCGCCGCCGACUUAGCAUUGAGGAAGGUGUGGACCCACCACCUAAUGCACAGAUCCACACCCUGGAGGCCUCAGUGCCGGGCUCCUCUCUCUACAAACUGGGACCAAAGAUGGCUCCUGGCAUUGGAGAAGCCUCUGGGGAUGGCCGGGCCUCAGGGACUGGCAGCUCCUUGGGUGCUGGAUCAUCAGGGGCCUGUGGGCCAGUGCCGGGGGCUUCAGCGUCAACUCAGGACUGUGACUCUGAGGAGGAUUCAACCACCCUCUGUCUACAGGCCAGGAGGCCCAAGCAGAGGCAUGCCUCUGGGGAGGGUCACCUGAGCCGGCAGCAGCCUGGCCCCUGGAAGGUUCACACCCAGAUAGACUACAUCCACUGUCUGGUGCCUGACCUAAUGCAGAUCACAGCUCUGCCCUGUUACUGGGGUGUGAUGGACCGCUAUGAGGCUGAGUCUCUGCUGGAUGGACGGCCAGAGGGCACCUUCCUGCUGCGUGACUCUGCCCAAGAGGACUACCUCUUCUCCGUUAGCUUCCGCCGUUACAACCGCUCACUGCACGCCCGAAUCGAGCAAUGGAACCACAACUUCAGCUUUGACGCUCAUGAUCCUUGUGUAUUCCACUCUUCCACCGUCACAGGACUGCUCGAGCACUACAAGGACCCCAGCGCCUGCAUGUUUUUUGAACCGCUGCUCACAGCACCUCUCCAUCGAACCUUCCCCUUUGGGCUGCAGCACCUGGCACGAGCUGCCAUCUGCCGCUGGACCACAUACGAUGGAAUAGGCUCUUUGCCGCUGCCCCCUGCCCUGCAGGACUUCCUCAAGGAGUAUCACUAUAAACAAAAAGUACGAGUACGCUGGCUGGAGAGAGAACCGCCACUCAAGGUCAAAUAGGUUGGGCCUCCCCUUCGCCUGCACACACACUGCAGCAGGAUCACAGAACUUGAGAAAUUCCUCAUUAGUCAAUUAGAGGCUAUACUGAAGUCUGUUCUCUUUCUGGUGAGCGAUCGACUUUAAGUGUAACAAGCUAAACCAGAUUCAUUCUAGUCUUUGUUUUAGUUAUUACUUACAUCACAGAAAAUACAUAUGAUUAUAUUCAGUAUAAUGCUCUCUGGCAAGCACAUGUUUUUGUGUUGAACAGGUUAUUUUGACAGGAAGGGAUAGCACACUUAUCAGUGCUUUGUGUCUUUUCUCUCCGCUUGUGCUAAAUGUCUGCCUGAUCCCACAACAUCACCCUGUAGACCUGCCUGCAUGCCUCCCAUGUUCAUCCCAAGUUACUAUCUGGGCCUACAUGGCUACGUUGUACAGUUCACUUUGUGCUUUUUCAUUUUUUCCCCCCCUAUUUUAUUUCCUUAGCGUGUUAAAGCACCUAGUGGAGCACCUUCCCAGAAUGAUUUUACGGUGUGUUAGGGUUCAGAGGGCAUCUGGAGGUGCUAUUGGUAAAUUGCAGUCAGAGCUUGUCCCAUGGAUAAAGCUACAUAAGGCACAUUCUUUGGCAUCUCUUUGCACGCAUAAGGAUCAGCUAAGCCAGAGAAAAGAACAGAUUCUGAGGGGGUCCACAGAGUUCAGGACAGCAAAUCAGGGAAAUUAAGUGCUUUCUAAGGAUAAUAGAUAAGUCCUUAGAAACUCUAGUUCCUUCUUAAACAAUAAAUCAGUCUGUGUCCUAUUUAGUAAAAUCAACAUUUUUCCAUACUUGUGCAGAAUUGCUUUGGAACUCGAUGGGCAGAUUGAGGAAAUACUCAAAUCUUGUUACAGACGUCAAUAGCGGCCGAUCAGUUCUUCCCUGGCCGCAGGCUCUUCAACUCUUUGCACAUGUUCAUCCAGUCCCAAUUCAUCACCUAUAUCGAUUCAACCUGUUUAAAAGUUAUCUCUUAGUGUAACAUUUGAGCAGUCUGGUGUCUUUAUGGAAUUGCACUGUCUUUAUAGGUUUUAGUUUUAUACCUCUUUAGUUCAUCAACUCUUUUUAGUGGCAUCUGGCGUUACAGGGUUUGACCCUGUGUCCAAUUUGGUCAUUGUUCUUUUAUUUUCACCAUACUCUUGUAACCUUGGUGCAGCUAGCUAUGCACUAUUGUGAGGAAUACUAACAUGUGUUGAAGUUAGGGGUGCAUGUGGCAAGUUGCAGCUGAGGACAAUCAAAUCAAAUUCAAAAUGCCAGUGUCCCUUUAAACAUGACUGACUUUAAUCUGCUUAAACUACUUGACUUUGAUUCGGAAGGGGCUCCUCCAUGUGAAACCCCAUAUAAUAUCAUAAAUGUGGAGGACAGAUGAUGUAAAAUUAUAGUUCCUUCUGAGAAUCUGCUAAUGGAGAUAGUAGAUUAAAACUACCAUGAUCAGAUUGCUUCUUAUUUUACUUCCCUUCUGAAUUAAUAUAUAUUUUAUAAAACAAUUUUUUAAAUGUGGAGCUGUUUUUAUGAAGAGCAACGUGUCUCCAACAGGAAAGUGGUCAUGGGGGCAUUUCUUGGGAGUUGACCCCUCCACUUCACAACUUAUUACUAAGAGGACUCCACCCCAACAAAUCCUUCUUGAGAGGUUGGCAUAUACUUGAGAGCUUUAGUUAUGUAAUCACAAUGAUUUUAGUUUGUGCUUCUCUGGGAAAAAAAACACUGCUGGUAGAAAACAAGUGUAACCUACGUGCCUUUUUUAGAAAACCAUCUGUCUCGUUCCAUAAUCAGUCGAAACCUUGAGAGAUGGGUGCUCUCAAAUGACACUGAAAAGAAGAACCACGCAAGGUGCAGGAGCUCAUGGCUCACUCACUUCUGAUGUUCGUUAAAAUCUGUGCAUCAGACAAAAGAUCAGAGGUGCUAUGUUGGUUUAGACAUGACGGGUUAUAAAAAUAAGUUUUACAUUAGUUACAUCUCACCCACAGAUGCAUGCAUUAGUCGCCACAUUAUGGGUUGUGUUGUAAGUAGUAUUAGGUCGUUAGAGGGUCCAAUGCCAGCCCUUCGGUAGCAAAUAUCUGUGGUAGAUAUCCAUUUUUGUCUGGUCCUCACAAGUGUAGGGUCUUAGCUGCAACUUGUGCAACAAAUCACGAUGAGAGGGCGAGAAAGUAAAAUCUAUACUGUGAGCAUGUUAAUCAGAAUAAUUCAGCUUCUAAUGACAGUGCUCACGCUAGCCAUAAGCAAUAGUGUUUGUUUGACAUUAGUCACCUCAGUGUUUCCCACAGAUUUAUUUCAUAUUUGCUGUUACAGGGGGUUAACAUGCAUAAAGGCCACUAACAGAUUCCAAGUGAAAGAUACAUGAAACGAAGUGAAACGAAGUGAAACGUAAAUUCUCGCGGGAGUGACAAAAUUGCAUUGAUGCCUUAACUGUAGCUAAAUCUAGGAGGUCUGUGUCUGCAUAAACAGUAACAACAUUAUGGACCGUAGUGCGAAUAUGCGGUAGUACAACCACAUGGAAGUGCCACAGCGUGAGUGAGCACACUGCAAAUAGUGCUUCACAUACCAAGUAGGAGAUCUCUUCAACUAUAAGGUGGGUCAAACUAAAUAUGGGAGGCCGCUGCAGUCUAUUUAAUGAGAAACACUGGUUAAUAUUAACAAAUCACAUGCACAUGACUAUUGGAGAUUGAGACAGGUGCAGAGAAGACAGCAGAUUCCCUACAAUACAUCAAACUUGUAAUGCAUAAAACAAGAACAAGUGAUUUUUUUGUUCAGUCUGUAUGUGUCAUGGCUUAUUAUUACACACUUACUGUACAUUAAAGGUUAUUUUCAUUCUCAUUAAUGAGGAUUUCAUGCCUCUGCGUCGAAACCAGGCAGUAGGUGCACACGUAGUCUACAUACGUGGCGAGCACUGAUAGUUGUGCGUUGGUGAAUGUGAGUCGUGUUGCAAUGAAUGAAGAAAAAGAAAGAGGUUGUCCACUUUCGUUUCUUCAACUCCAUUCAAAAGUGGUGCUGAGUCGUUGGAAAUACGAUGCUACCCAGCAGACCAAUAACAGCUCUUGCGGUAAAUUUCCGGAGAGGUUUACAUCAGCGUACAGCGUCGGCGCUGUGUUGGGAACACGGCUACGCAUAUGAUUUGGACUGCUCUUUGCAUCAACACGUUUCUGCAAAUAGCUAGCCAUGUCCACCUCUCAUCUACACCCUGAAACUCAAAAAUCAAUUUUCACAUAUUUAUAAGUGACUAGACAUAUUCGAUGCAGGUGGUUAAUGAGAUGAAGUUAAAGGAGUUAAUAUUUCUCAUCUGACUGACCUGAAGUUUUACCUUCCACACUGUUUUGUGAAUUGAUCAACAUUACCUCCCAUAAAGCCUGGAACCUUUUCCACUGGCCCAAAAUUAGUCAGAAAUGUGUUUUUUUAGAUUUAAUUUGUUUAUAAACAGAUAGAUAGAUGGAUACUUUAUUAAUCCCGAGGGAAAUUCAGAUCAUCGGACAAAAUUGCCCAUCAAUUUACUCAGUAACCAUAAUAACAAAUGAAAAUGUUUUUACAAAUAUUAGCCACUUUAUUAAAAAUCUAAAACUGAAAUAUUUCCUUUACAUUAGGGGUGUUGUUGAAGCAUCCUCACAGCUUUGGAAUUAAGUUGAUAUGAGAUUUCUACACCCCUGGAUCUGGGCAAUUCAUCCCGAAAUCUCAAUCUGUCAGAUCAGAUUAGAAACGGUGAGCUGCACCUUCACGUCUCUCAAAUGUUCAGAAAGCUUUAGAAACGUUAUCCUUCAAAGCUGAACCAUCAUCGUUCUACCCAAAUGCUCUUUGACAAACUCGGUGCAGACUGUCGUAUGUCUUUGAUAUUACUGGGGUACUGCUGAGAUGAUCGUCCUUCCACCAGGUUCUACCACCUCGGAGUGCUCCUGGUGCUCUUGUUUAAAUGACUGAUCUCACACUUCUUCCAAUUUACAAUUACCAAUGCUGCUGGGCUCCUGUGAACACACAAAGCAGAGAAUUGGUUUAAUUCCUUGUUACGAUCUAUGUGUCGCCACAAUUUUAUUUUAUAUGCAGAAGCGAAUGCCAUUUUAAACAAUGUGGAAUCAUUUAACUUUGUCACAGAUGGACUCCAGUCAGGUUCUAGAGAACUCUAAAACAGGAUGCACCUGACCACAGCUUGUAGUGCUAUAUCUCAGUAUUUGAAUAAAUUAAAAUCAAUUAAUAAUUUGAUUUCACUUGCAAAAAUUAAUUAAGCUCUGUGUAAUUUGGGGUUUUUGAGUCUAGGUUGAUGUAAAAACGGUCAUUAUAAAAUACAAAAUUGCAAAAUGUUUAGAGAUCUGAAUUCUCUUUAAGACCUCUGCAUCUGUUUUAAACCCCAUACAUCACACUAUCUUCCAUGUUGCUCUCUGCCACUUUCUUACGCUGCGGCUAAGCAGUAGCAUUUAACUUCUGACUGUACCCCACCCGACCUGAAGACACUAAUCACAUGCUAACUUUUAUCAAGUUGGGAUAUAAAUGGAGUGCCAUAAGCGCCACUCUGUUGCCUCACGGCUGUUGUAUGAUUAACGCCAUUUUAUUAUUGUGUCCUACUACUCUCCAUCUGGCCAUAUCCCUAACAUCACUGGAUAGAGAUGACUUUGGUUUAGGGAGAACUGAAGGCAUGUUUGUCCUGUCCUCUACUCUUUCUCCAACCCUGCUUGGGACUAUGUUAGGAUCAAGUUAAAUUUCAGGAGCAAGAGGAGAGAUGGGGCUGGGUGACUGUUUUGGCAACAUGCUCACAGAGACAACGAGGGAUCUGUUGAAGUAAAUAGCACUUUAAUUGUGUAUUUGAGUUCUGCAGUGCAAUCUGCAGGUGUUUGGACAGUGACACGUUUUUUGUUAUUUACUACAUGAGUUGGGCUUAAUGAGUUGCAGCUUGAACUGUAAUCAUAUUGGGUGAACAUGGUAGAAAUUGUGCCAGUUUUUGUGUCAGGUCUUUAAAUGAAUACUGCCAAAGGCUAUAGCUGCUUUCAGACAUGCACUGAACUCCGGAUAAUCUAGACAUUUUGCGAAGAGGCUGAAAGCGUAAAUGCAAAGUCGAGAGAUUCCGGACUUACUCUUGAGUUUUUCUGGCCAGCCCCUUUGGAGAAUGUCAGAAUAAGCCCAUGUAAGAACACAGCAGGAGAUUUCGACACGAGCGAGUAAGUGUGUUGACGAUUUUAUUACACGACAGACACAAAACUAAAAAACUAAACAAAAAUAAUACAAUAUCUCGGUAUGAAAAAGAGGUGCCAUACACGUAGAAGAUGAAGAUGUAAAGAGAGGUUUUGGCUGCCUGCUUCACCAACCACCCUCUGAACACUCCUGAGAUUUCUUUGCUGUUUUAAACAUGUCUGAGUGGAGAAACUCCUGUAGCUUUGUUCAUUUGUGCCCAUUAGGGCAAGAUACUCAACCCAAAAUUGCCCUCUGCCCUUCUCAUAGAAAAAGUGCUGCCCAUGAAUGGACUGUCGCAAUGUGAAUGGCAUAAAACAAAAACCUAUAGCGCUUUGAGAGAUCAGGACUAGAAAAGUGCAUAAAAAUACAGCUCAUUCAUGUCUGAAAUAGCUAUACAAUGGUGAUGUUCAGGGAGACAUGUAACUGCAGCCAUUUUCAUUCUGGCCUGUUGACUUCAGUCGGGUUGUCAACAAGUGGAACCUCCUCUGUGGCACUGAGGUUAAGACUUGGCCAGUCAAGGACAUUACAUUUCCUUGGCUGCCUUGUUUAUAUGAUAGUGAACCUUGCUAGCCUGCUUUAUCUUGAAAUUGCAUAAAAUCAUGUGUUCCCACUCUGCACACCCAAAAUGGAUUUGAACGGUCUGAAAUGUGAGGGGAAGAAUCUGGGAGUUAGCACUUUAACCUCAUAGUCAUUGUUUCAUGACCAGUACGCUGCACCUCAAAACGACUCAAAGCGUCCCACUGUCCAAAUACUUGUAGCCGGCACUGAUAGUGUUUAGCUCAAGAUAGCGAGACUUGUGUUAGGAAAUAGCCGGUGAUCCUGAAAUCUUUCACGGAUGUUCAGGUGUUGAAAGCCGAUGGAGGUGUGUUCUCUACCACGCUGCAGACUAUGCGUGUGUGUUACGUGGUAGUAUAUAAGUGAAUGGACUGAGCCACGCAGAGGGUUCUGGUGGAGGGGAAUGUAGAGUUGGCUGUGAGGGGUGACGACCGUGACUCCAAUGAACGCCUCUCUGACCCGUCCCCUUCACCCCCCACCCUCACCCCUCUUAUUCUCAGGCAGGCGCGUCGCAAAGGAGAGUCCCAGGACCCUCUCAACCUAGUUUUCCCCAUGGGAAAUAAUCUGACGUUAAGCGUAGCACAUGUUUGCCAUAUAACCCAUAGAUUUUAGUAGAAGAAGAAGAAAAAACAUUGUAUGUAUGAUGAAUGAUAGAAUUGUGUAAUUGGAGCCUGAAGAAAAGACGUUUUAUUCUUCUGUGGUGCAUCAGCUGUCUGUCACACACCAUGACACUUCUUCUAACACCUGCACUAAACACACACACACACACCCCACUACCCCACCCUAAGUCAGGGAUGUGUAUGGACCACAUUUAGCCAGCACCACCUUUCUGUGUGACCUCCCCCCCCCCCCUCAAUAAAGGGACAACAAAGAUGGGUGUUUAUGUGUAUAUUUUGUGUUAUAAAAAAACCUAAAUGCCAUGAAUUGAACUAUUUUGACCUUACAUUGUCAUUAGUAUGACACUAAUUAGCUGCACUAAGAGGUCCUCGUUUGUUGCAAGAAACCACUGGGUCUGGUCUGGAUGAGGGACAGGCUGGUUAAUGUCACGAGCAACAGCAACACCCCUGCUUGUAGGACCCCAACCCACCCACCCACCCACCUCGGUACGACUCACGAUUUCAGCUCUUUGAGGACAAUAUAAUAUAUUUUAAAGAUUUCUUUUCAUCUUCCCAUAUAUAUUUUAGAAAGCUGGAUCAAGUGCUAUAUGCAAACAGAAAAGAUGUAUGAAAGAAUUAUUUUUCAUUAUUACUUCUCCCUAAUAUGCAAUGGAGUGUAGUGUAACAAUGGUUGCAAUCCUCUGUCACUUUAAUGCUGUAUGUGCACAUUGGAUGCUGUGUGGAUGUGGGUGCCGAGGCAACAGGACUUGACAAUGAUGGGAACUAAUGGUUGUCAGUCUGCAGCGCCGGCGUGUUCCCAGACUGCCUUAUUCGUUCUGACCAUUCACAAGAGCCCUGUUUGAAAACCGAGGGGGUGCAGCCACUGCCACGGGCUGACCAAGCCGCAGUCAGAGGAAUAUCGCUGUUCCAUUUUCUUCUGCUUUUCCCUUGCUUUUUUUUAAAUUUUAUUUUAAAAACCUUUUCUUUCUUUUUCUAUUCUUCUGCUGUCAGUUAGGAUUUGGAGCGUGUAAAUGGCAUAAUCAUGUUCACAUUUCACUGUCUGUUCUGUGUAUCUGCUUCACCAUUCAAUGAAAAAAAAAACUGUUGUUUUCCAGUAUAACCUGUUCAUUUUUAAGAGCCGUAUGGUGCGACACUUGUAGCUGUCACUCUUGGUGCUUGGCUUAUGCUUCAUUGUCUUAAUAUUCCAAAUAAAACUGUUAAGUGUAAUCCACACUGGCCCAUGA
Platichthys flesus (European flounder) is the source of this 9616-nucleotide messenger RNA. RefSeq names its product suppressor of cytokine signaling 5b (gene socs5b). Gene Ontology annotation, molecular function: 1-phosphatidylinositol-3-kinase regulator activity. The coding region runs from base 402 to 2069 and encodes 555 amino acids. Gene Ontology annotation, biological process: phosphatidylinositol phosphate biosynthetic process; intracellular signal transduction. The record is from RefSeq and is a predicted model, not a curated record. The transcript is spliced from 2 exons. NCBI's taxonomy places the organism in Eukaryota, Metazoa, Chordata, Actinopteri, Pleuronectiformes, Pleuronectidae. Gene Ontology annotation, cellular component: phosphatidylinositol 3-kinase complex.